Molecule: messenger RNA, 9715 nt
Organism: Scatophagus argus
Lineage: Eukaryota; Metazoa; Chordata; Actinopteri; Scatophagidae
Gene: myo18ab
Product: myosin XVIIIAb
Exons: 48
Coding region: 16-7080 (2354 amino acids)
Cellular component (GO): myosin complex
Molecular function (GO): ATP binding; cytoskeletal motor activity; protein binding
Source: RefSeq, a predicted model, not a curated record
GAGGGAGGGGGGUUCAUGGCAGAGCUGUGGCUGGAGAGCAGUGGCUCCUAUUUUUACCGCUUUGCAACACCCUCAUAUCACAACAGCUGUCCCCACAUCUCUUGUCUGUCCACUGUCAGGAAUAGCCGGCCUAUCAGCACGGCCCCUGGUCUCCUCAGCUCUGCUGCUGCGCUCUCCACUCUGCGUGUCUCAAACCGCUUGCUCGGAUCUCGUCCGCUUUGUUCGCUUUUUCAUUUGAUCGGUGACUUGCGAAGACUGAAGUUGUGGAAUUACUUCACUGACAGCUCCCCUCCUCCUGCUGCUCUCAUCUCAUCCAUCACAGCCAAUGACAGCAGAUUAGCCGACAUGGCAUUCUCAUCUCGCUUUUCCUUCUGGGAGCAAAAGAUCAAAGAAGAGAACAAGCCAGACAGCAAAAGUCCCGACAGUAAUGGGCUGCUCAACCAGGCCAAGUCAGUGCCAGCUCUAGACCCUGGUAGGGGAUUAUUCCGGGCAAAAAGUCCCCUAUCAGUUUUACCUACAGAGUCGGUAGCCCGGGUCAGGAGUCCCUCCCCUCCUAAAGUGAGGACUCCUGUUAAAGUGCCAGAACGCUUCAAAAGUCCGGAGCCACCAAAGGUGGUGGAACAGCUCAGGAGUCCUGAACCGCCAAAAGCUGCUUUGAGCUCAGCGCCGGUUAUGAACAGUGAUCGAGAACAAAAUGGCACAGUGGCCAAAAGCAUGCUCAAUGGUACAGGCACUGGUAAUACAAAACUGGCAGGCUCCAGCACCAACCAGAUGGAUACUACAGAUGACCCAGGUCUGACACGUAAGAAAGUAGUAAAGGUGGUUCGCCGUGUUGUCAGGAAGAUCCUGCCCUCAGAAGAGGAUGAGACCAGUAUGCUAACCCGACCAUCAGACAAAGCUCCAGAAUCAGCCAAUCCUGAAGCUGAAGCAGUUAAAGCAGUGCCAGCACCGAUUCUGAUGUCAAAGCCCGCUGUGAUGCCAGCAUUCUCUUUUAAACAUGACGUCAUCAAAACAGAAGACAGAGAUGAUAUUUCACAAGGACUGACAAACUUCAUGGCCAGAGGCAGGACAAGGGAGCCACGCCCACGAUUACGCAAGGAUGAACGACCAGAAAAAUUAGAGCUGGAAAAGAAAAAUGAGAAGGAAGAGGUGAAAGUUGAGCCAAAGGAGGCAAAAGAGGAGAAGAGUGAAGAUAAAGACACCCUUAAACCACAAGAGGUCAAACCAACAAGCUCUGGUCCCGUUAUACCAGAAGUCAAAUCUCCUGUGGUUGCUUUAAAUCCACCCAGCAAGGCUCCUGCACUCUCAGCUCCAACUUCUUCCAAAUCGACUCAUUCCAGACCUUCAUCUCUCCCACCUGUUGUCGGCUUUAUUCCGGCUCCCAAGCCCUCAUCUUUGUCUCCACCUCCUGGCUUCAUACCUGCAGCCAAACCAACCGCUGCCACAAAAUCCACCCCCGCAAAUCCUCCUUCCACCCCAGGGGCCCCAAAAUCAUCCUCGCUCUCUCCUCCACCCCGUUUCAUCCCACCUAAACUCUCUCCUCAUGCAACUCCCAUGAGCCUUGAUCACCCCCCUCGUGAUCCUGGUCCACUGUCCGCCCCUCCAGGAGCCAUUCCCAUUCAACAACCUGUUAUCAGUCAGCAAGAGGAGGCACCGCUCAGUCCCACCGAGGAGGCUCAGAGACGCCUGAUGAGGAUCUUCAGUACCCCUCUGGAACCGGCAGUCACUGUUUCGUCUUGUGUCCAAGCCCCUCCCCCUGUGGCCCCGCAGCCCCAGGGCCCCCUUCAGGUACCGCAGCCCUCCAGCCUUCCACUGAGCCUCCUGGCUGGGAUUUGUACUCAUGUGGCUUGUCGGAGUGGAUCAGUGGAAGAGGACCCUGUGGCCCUCCUCCUGGCAUCUCACACUGCAGCUAAGCCAUCCCAGGUGAAGACAGAGGAGCAGAUUGCAGCCGAGCAGGCCUGGUAUGGAUCAGAGAAAGUUUGGCUAGUUCACAAAGAUGGCUUCUCCCUGGCCACCGUGGUGAAGACGGAGCCCGGCUCCCUGCCAGAAGGCAAGGUGAAAAUCAAACUGGAACAUGAUGGGACAACACUGGAUGUGGACGAAGAUGAUGUUGAGAAGGCCAACCCGCCAUCGUACGACCGAUCAGAGGACCUGGCUUCGCUGCUUUAUUUAAAUGAAUCCAGUGUGAUGCACAGCUUGAGGCAGCGCUAUGGAGGCAACCUCAUCCACACCUAUGCUGGACCCAACAUGGUUAUUAUCAACCCCCUCAGCACACCCUCCAUGUACUCUGAGAAGGUGAUGCACAUGUUCAAAGGCUGCCGGCGCGAAGACUCGGCUCCUCACAUCUAUUCUGUCGCUCAGUCGGCCUACCGCAACCUGCUCACCACCCGUCAGGAUCAGUCCAUUGUGCUGCUGGGCAAGUCCGGCAGCGGCAAGACCACCAACUGCCAGCACCUGGUCCAGUAUUUGGUUUCCAUUGCUGGGAGCACAGGCAAAAUCUUCUCUGCUGAGAAGUGGCAGGCUGUCUACACCAUCCUGGAGGCUUUUGGCAACAGCUCCACGUCUAUGAACACCAAUGCCAGUCGCUUUUCCCAUGUUGUUUCCCUUGAUUUUGACCAGGCGGGGCAGGUGGCCUCCGCCUCCAUCCAGACAAUGCUGCUGGACAAACUGAGGGUGAGCAGACGACCUGAGGCAGAGUCCACCUUCAAUGUCUUUUACUACAUGAUGGCCGGAGCUGACAACAGCCUGAGAACGGAGCUGCACUUUAACCACCUGGCUGAGAACAGUGCUUUCGGGAUCCUGCCACAGUCAAAGCCUGAGGACAAACAGCGAGCCUCGCAGCAGUUCACCAAGCUGCAGGCAGCCAUGAAGGUGCUUGGCAUUUCUGGUGAAGAGCAGAAGGCCCUCUGGCUCAUCCUGGGAGCCAUUUACCACCUGGGGGCUGCAGGAGCCACAAAAGAUGGAGAUGAAGCGGGACGUAGACAGUUUGCCCGUCAUGAAUGGGCUCAGAAGGCGGCCUAUCUGCUGGGCUGUACUCUGGAAGAGCUAUCCUCUUCUAUCUUUAAGCACCAGGCCAAGGGACUGCAGCACUCCACCUCAUUCAGAGGAGGAUCAGAUGAAGCCAGCCAAGGUGACAGCACAGGAUCUAAGGUGACAGCUUUGGAGUGUUUGGAGGCCAUGGCAUCUGGUCUGUACUCUGAGCUCUUCACUCUUGUCAUCUCCCUCAUUAACAGGGCUCUGAAGUCCAGUCAACACUCUCUGUGCUCCCUGCUGAUCGUGGAUACUCCGGGUUUCCAGAACCCUCGGAUGGCUCAGCAGCAGCGGGGGGCCACGUUUGAGGAGCUCUGCCACAACUACACCCAGGAAAGGCUGCAGACCCUGUUCCAUGAACGCACCUUUGUUCAAGAGCUGGAGAGAUACAAGGAGGAAAAUAUAGAGCUUGCUUUAGAUGACAUAGAGUCCAGUACCUCACUGUCUGUAGCAGCUAUUGACCAGGCCUCAACCCAAGCUCUGGUGCGUACUCUGGCUAGGACGGAUGAGGCUCGGGGACUUCUGUGGCUGAUGGAGGAGGAGGCUGUUCAACCUGGAGGUUCAGAGGAAACGAUGCUGGAGAGACUCUUCAACUACUAUGGCUCUGAACAGGGAGAAAACAAAGGAGUCAGUCUGCUGUUUCGAGGAGAGAAGCCCCACCUGUUCUUACUGGGACACAGCCAUGGGACAGACUGGGUGGAGUACAACACUCAGGGCUGGCUGAGCCACGCCAAGCAUAAUCCUGCCUCCCAGAAUGCUGCCACACUGCUGCAGGACUCCCAGAAGAAGAACAUUAGUGGGCUGUUUAUGGGCCGGGCCAGCGGGGCCACAGUGUUGUCAGGCUCCAUUGCCGGUCUAGAGGGUGGGUCCCAGCUCGCACUGCGACGAGCCACCAGCAUGAGGAAAACCUUCACCACAGGUGUGGCUGCCGUCAAGAAGAAGAGCAUGUGUAUCCAGGUCAAGCUCCAAGUGGAUGCUUUGAUUGACAUGGUGCGCCGCUCCAGGGUUCACUUUGUCCACUGCCUGCUGCCCAAAGCAGAGGCAGUGGGUGGUGGAGGUGAGCCCCGUGUGACGCAUGGAGAGAGCCCGGACUCAGGCCUCAUGACUUUGGAUGUGGGCCUUCUCAGAGCUCAGCUCAGAGGAUCCAAGCUGCUGGAUGCACUGCGCAUCUACAGGCAAGGAUACCCAGACCACAUGGUGUUCUCCGAGUUCCGCAGGCGCUUUGAUGUCCUGACGCCACAUUUGACAAAGAAACACGGUCGCCACUACAUUGUGACAGAUGAGAGGAGGGCAGUGGAGGAGUUAUUGGAGUCCAUGGAGCUGGAGAAGAGCAACUACCACAUGGGGCUGAGCAGGGUUUUCUUCAGAGCAGGGACUCUGUCCAGGCUGGAGGAACAGCGAGACAUUCAGACCAGGAGGAACAUCACUUUGUUCCAAGCUGCCUGCAGGGGAUACCUGGCCAGGCAUGCUUUCAAAAAGAGGAAGAUCCAGGAUCUGGCCAUCCGCUGCAUCCAAAAGAACAUAAAGAAGAAUCGUGGUGUCAAAGACUGGCCCUGGUGGAAGCUCUUGACCACAGUCAGACCUCUGAUAGAAGUGCAGCUCACAGAGGAACAGAUCCGCGGCAAAGAUGAAGAGAUCCAGCAGCUGAAGCAGAGGUUGGAGAAGGUAGAAAAAGAGAGGAAUGAGCUGAGACUCAACAGCGACCGCCUCGAGAGUCGGAUCACAGAGCUUUCGUCAGAGCUGGCUGAUGAACGGAACACUGGGGAGUCGGCCUCCCAGCUGCUGGAGACAGAGACUUCUGAGAGACUUCGCCUGGAGAAGGACAUGAAGGACCUGCAGGCCAAGUUUGACAGCAUGAAGAAACAGAUGGAGUCCAUGGAGAUGGAGGUGAUGGAGGCUCGACUCAUCAGGGCUUCUGAACUCAAUGGAGAAAUGGAUGAUGAUGACACAGGAGGAGAGUGGAGGCUGAAGUAUGAACGAGCCAUCAGGGAGAUUGAAUUCACCAAGAAGAGACUGCAGCAGGAGUUUGACGACAAGCUGGAAGUGGAGCAGCAGAACAAACGGCAGCUAGAGAGGAGGAUCGGCGACCUGCAGGCCGAUAACGAGGAGUCCCAGCGAAACAUCCAGCAGCUGAAAAAGAAAACUCAAAGAAUGACAGCUGAAUUGCAGGACACCAAACUUCACCUGGAGGGCCAACAGAGCCGCAAUCAUGACCUGGAGAAGAAGCAGAGGAAGUUUGACAGUGAAGUGAGUGCAGCCCAGGAGGAGGUGCAGAGAGAGAGGAGCCUGAGGGAGAAACUGGCCCGUGAGAAAGACAUGCUGUCUGGAGAAGCUUUCAGCCUCCGACAGCAGCUGGAGGACAAGGACCUGGAGGUAUGUGCGGUCAACCUGAAGCUGGACCAGCUUGAGGCUGAGCUGCAGGACCUCAACUCCCAGGAAUCCAAGGAUGAAGCAUCUCUGGCCAAGGUGAGGAAGCAACUUCGCGACAUGGAGGCCAAGGUGAAGGACCAGGAGGAAGAGCUGGAUGAGCAGGCUGGUACCAUCCAAAUGUUGGAGCAGGCUAAACUACGUCUGGAGAUGGAGAUGGAGCGUUUGCGUCAAACCCAUUCCAAGGAUAUUGAGAGCAAAGAUGAUGAAGUAGAAGAGAUCAGACAGUCGUGCAGCAAGAAGCUGAAGCAAAUGGAAGUCCAGCUUGAAGAAGAGUAUGACGAGAAGCAGAAGGUGCUGAAAGAAAAGAGAGAGCUGGAGUCAAAGCUUCUGACAGCACAGGACAAGGUGAGAAGUGGUGACCUAGAAACUGAGAAGCGUUUGAGGAAAGACCUGAAGAGAACCAAGGCUCUGCUGGCUGACGCCCAGAUCAUGUUGGACCACAUAAAGAACAAUGCACCCAGCAAGAGGGAAAUCGCCCAGCUCAAGAACCAGCUGGAGGAGUCCGAGUUCACCUGUGCAGCUGCUGUUAAGGCUCGCAAAUCCAUGGAGGUGGAGAUUGAAGACCUGCAUGUUCAGAUGGAGGACAUCUCCAAAACAAAACAGGCGCUGGAGGAGCAGCUGAGUCGGGUCCAGAGGGAGAAGAAUGACCUGCAGUCCAGGAUGGAAGAAGACCAAGAGGACCUCAACGAGCUGAUGAAGAAACACAAGGCCGCUGUGGCUCAGUCAGCCCAGAACCUGGCUCAGAUCAGUGACCUGCAAGCCCAGCUGGAGGAGGCCCUCAAGGAGAAGCAGGAGAUUCAGGAGAAGAUGCAAGCCCUUCAGAGCCAGCUGGAGUUCCAGGAACAGUCCAUGGUGGAGAAGUCCCUUGUCAGUCGUCAGGAGGCCAAGAUCCGUGAACUGGAGUCCAAGCUGGAGUUUGAGAAAACACAGGUCAAACGUCUGGAGAGCCUUGUAGCUCGUCUUAAGGAGAACCUAGAGAAGCUGACAGAGGAACGAGACCAGCGCAGCAGCAGUGAGAAUCGAGAGAAGGAGCAGAACAAACGUCUGCAGAGACAGAUCCGCGACUUCAAAGAGGAGAUGGGUGAGCUGGCUAAAAAGGAAGCUGAGGCCAGCCGCAAAAAACAUGAGCUGGAAAUGGACAUUGAGAGCUUAGAGGCUGCUAAUCAGAGCCUGCAGGCUGACCUCAAGCUGGCCUUCAAAAGGAUUGGUGACCUCCAGGCAGCCAUUGAGGAUGAGAUGGAGAGUGAUGACAAUGAAGACCUCAUUAACAGUUUGCAAGACAUGGUGACAAAGUAUCAGAAAAGACAAAACCGAAUUCAGGGGGAUUCAGACACAGACUCUGAGGUGGAGGACCGUGUGGAUGGAGUGAAGUCCUGGUUGUCCAAAAGCAAAGGUUCUGCGAAGAACCUCUCCGAUGAUGGAAGUCUCAAGAGCUCCAGGUCAGUGCGAAGCCCCCCUGGCCAAAGACGCUGCUGCUUUGAUAGAUCUGAUGAAGAAGAAGAGGAAGAAGACAAAGAAGAAGGCAGGGCGGCCCAGGGCUCCCACUACUCUCGAUACAGAUAUGACAGUCAUGUGAAAGACAAUGAAGGCGAGGACAGGCCUUAUGAGACCACAUCAUAGCAUCAUCAUCCUUGCUGACAACAUUCAUUGUCUGAAAUGCACCCUCAUUUUACUGUGACAGUUCGCCUUGCAUGCAAAGUUGAUUGACGAUGUGGUCAGUACAGUUGUACACUUUAACACUCACAACCUUGCUAUAGGAAAAUCCAGACAUUCGCAUACUGUGGAUGAUUCAAAAGUGUUGCUAUAGCCAUCUAUAGCAAAUCCUCAUAGUUUUUGUUUGUUUUUUUAAAUCCACAUGGUCUUUUGGACUUGGCGCUAACAGAACACAGCACCUGCUGCGUGUGCACCUUACUGCACACACACCACGUCCGUUAUUAACGACGACUACACUCUGCUGGUUGCAUGUAAGCAGCAGUUGCUUGGCUUGAGCAGCCAUCCUAUUUAAUUCCCGUCAUUAUGGUUGUAACUGAGCCAAAGAACUUGAGCUUGCAACGAUAACAGAUCCUUUCCCUGUUUUGUCUCUGUCUCUCUUCUUACCUUCUUUCCUUAUAGUACACAAAAAUAAUAUGUAUUGCCAAAAAGCCUUUGUUCAAAUAUGUGUGUGCACUGUUUUACUUUUUGCCAGUCCUGGGUAAAGUCCUUGGCUUUUUCUUUUUCUUUCCUUUUUGGAACAAGUGAUAUUUGAUUUAAGUGGACUCAUCUACAGCUGGCCUCACUGCAGCUGUUGUUUUUCAUGAACUGCUGUGCUUUUUUCGCUGGCAAAUGAUCUCUUCCUUACAGGGCAAAUGGAUUGCAUCAUUAACUGCUCCACCAUGAAAGUGAAACAUCUGAAUCCUCUGUUUUUGGUGUUUAACAAAAUUAUUUUUCACAGGACCGCCAUCAAAGUUUAGUUAUGAGAAAUGCCUUUAUGCCUUUUCUAUGUUUAUUUCCACUUGAUUUGAAGUACUUGCCAAAAUUCUUUAGUGAUGAAGAGACUUUGGCUUUGUCCUUUCUGCCAUCUGUGUUUUCAUAAUUUUGAUGUGUUUUCCUUUACCAAAGAGAAUGUACUUCUACUUUGGGCACCAGUCAUUUGUUGGUUUCUCACAAAAACUUACAGAACAGAUGGUAUCCUCAACCAGCAUUCAAAGGAAAAGUCUUGUGUUAUUCUAUUUUUUUAUUGCCAACUAAUCACAUGGAAAGACCAAUAACAACGUUGCCUUUUGGCUUUGGAAACGCUCCUUUUUUGGAGCUUUCAGCCGUGUAUUUUGGUCUUCUUCAGCAAAUGGAGCUGGCUCAGGUGUCAUCACACACUCUUAGUUUUAAACCUGUUGGUUCCAACUGAAGACAUAAAUCUAAAAAUGGCUCACAGAUAUAUAGAUUGAAAAAAAGGAUCAGUAAUUUCUUACAUUGCUUGUUACUCUAAAAGUGAACAGUACAAUGCAGAUCAUAAAACACAUUUUCUAAAAUAUAUAAUUCAAACAAACUUGAUGCAAUGCAUGAUCCGUUUGAGUUCCGUGAACACAACACACGUAGCCUGUCCUGAAGUGUGUUCUGCCAUUAGUGUUUUGUUCAUUCACCGUGCCUCUGCUGCCUCCCCUAAGUGACAAGCUUGCAUUACUGCAUAGUCUGUUGCACCUUACGCAGUCCGAAAACAACUUGAUCUAUCCAGGAUUUUUCCAUCCGUGGCUGCCACACGUUACUUUUGUUGUUAUGAUUAUUCGUUCAGCACUGCUAGGAAGUUUUCUCCAUUUGAUGCGAGUUAAUAGAACAUUAGCCUGGUUUACGGUUACGGCGACAGGGCAUGUAGUAGACGAUGACGGUGAAAGGCACAUCCUGUUGCAGUUAUACACUGAGAAUCUGUAAUACAGCAACGUCAUUACACCAAUAUCACUUUCCCCCCCAUGUCACAAGUUUUCCAAUCCAAUGAGAUAGCUCAUGCUUUGGACUCUCUAGCUGUCGGUCCCCUCAAAGGUAGAUACUGUCAGGAUGAUUUGCUAUUGAUUAGAGAUAAAAAUUUGAACUUCAUAAGUUGAAUUUGAUCGCCGUGAUGCAGUUUUAAUGAACCAGUGUUAACUCAUCCUUAAUGGAUUUGUGGAUUUUGGUGAAAAUAAGAAGGAUCCACAAUACCACCACCCUUCUGUUUUAAAGGCUCAUUGGGUAAUUUAACUGUAACCUUAUUAACUGGACACCUUACAGCCACCAAUAUAACCAAUACUGUGAAGUCAUGUAAACAGCAAGAAGGUGAAACCUGCAUUUUCAUUGUCGCUGACUGUUGUGUCACUCCAUGUCGUCAUCUGUCUGGUAUUUACUGAGUAGCAUUAAGAUAUUUAUGAAAGCCAUUUAAGGUCCAGGAAAGACAGGAAUACAUUUGUGGAUGUUUUUCCAUUGUGGGAGAAGUUGUGUGCGAUUCUACUAUACAUGCUUUUUGUAGACUAUUCAUUUUUAUUCUCUCUGCAGUCAACACCAGUGUGGAAAUGCAUUUUGAUUUCAUUGACCCUGAUGAAAGUGUCUGGCUUCAACAGAAACAAAAAAAACAAAAGUGCAGGCAUGAUAUUGCUGACUGCACACAGUAUUUAUAUAUAAAUAUGUGUAUGAUUCAUGCUAGCUUUGAAAAUAGUUAUUGUUUAUUUUCAUUAUUGAACAAAUUGACCACUUGUUAUAAAUUUUGCAUUACAGUUUAAUAUAUUGUAAAUAAACAAUGGUGAUUGUUUUAGAA